Messenger RNA from Uranotaenia lowii, 3952 nucleotides. RefSeq lists its product as uncharacterized. The coding region runs from base 1773 to 3941 and encodes 722 amino acids. Gene Ontology annotation, molecular function: zinc ion binding; nucleic acid binding. The record is from RefSeq and is a predicted model, not a curated record. Lineage: Eukaryota; Metazoa; Arthropoda; Insecta; Diptera; Culicidae. The transcript has 2 exons.
UAAGCUUAUAGCUAAGUUAUUAGUCCUAAAAAUAUUUCACGAUACGAGCGAUUGGCAAACUAACACAUAAAAACCCAUCCCCAUAUAGAGAAAAAUCAGCGUGUUGUUAUUAUUAAACCAAAAUUGGUUAAAAUACGCCAAGCGUGAAAUUUUAUGUCAAGAGCACCCAAAAAUGAGGAAAGGAAACGCAGCGUGCAACAAGAGCUGUCAAACGGGCCACGCGGAACAGAUCCGCCAUUUCGUUCCUAGCACCGUCGUGAACAGACGGAAAAAGUGCCGCUAAAAAAAUCGGGAAGUGGGGUUGCGUUCGCGGAUUUGCCGGAAAAAGCAGGUAAGCCCUACCGUGCAGUCCACCGAUCAUCUUGCGCUAACAGUUUCUCACCCCACCGUGCAGAAAUCCACUCCAGAGCGCGUGCCAGACGAGCCGGAAGGUACACCUUCAAUAGAUUUGGCCGAAGAAAAGAAAAAGGUAAGCACCACCCUGCAGUGCACCAAUAAUUUCGCAGUAUUGAAAAUUUCUGCAUCUUGACAGAAACCUAUCGACGAGACAAGCCGGCCAGAAGAGGUGGACAGGAAAAAACAAAAAGAGCCGCACAACCACGCUGCGGCUCUUUUUUCCCCCCUCACCUCAACUGCCUUCCGGCGCGGCAAUUUCGGGCGAGCCGAAGAAAAUCAGCAGCCCCCUGGUAGACCCCAGGAGGCGCCACAAGUGUAGGACGGAGGCACGAAUCAACCAAGACCAGCAGCCCCCUGGUAGACCCCAGGAGGCGCCACAGGCGUAGGGCCACAGUUCCCGCAGUGCUGCCAAUCGGCACUCCGAAUCGCCGAGCAGCACAACAAAACUCGGAGGCCCCGGGACUCUGCCGUGAAGAAAAGUGGAGGUCUUCCGGCAGAGAGGGUCCACAAGGGAAAGCAACAGCAACAGCGCCACCAAUCGGCCCCAGGCGUAGGGCGGCCGACCAGCAGCAACAGCGCCACCAAUCGGCCCCAGGCGUAGGGCGGCCGACCAGCAGCAACAGCGCCACCAAUCGGCCCCAGGCGUAGGGCGGCCGACCAGCAGUAACAGCGCCACCAAUCGGCCCCAGGCGUAGGGCGGCCGACCAGCAGCAACAGCGCCACCAAUCGGCCCCAGGCGUAGGGCGGCCGACCAGCAGCAACAGCGCCACCAAUCGGCCCCAGGCGUAGGGCGGCCGACCAGCAGCAACAGCGCCACCAAUCGGCCCCAGGCGUAGGGCGGCCGACCAGCAGCAACAGCGCCACCAAUCGGCCCCAGGCGUAGGGCGGCCGACCAGCAGCGACAGCGCCACCAAUCGGCCCCAGGCGUAGGGCGGCCGAAUAGCGGAAGAGGCACGAGGUGCCACCCGAUCGGCGCUCGGUCGAAAGGCGGCGGACGCAUGCCGGGCAGGCGAGGUGCCGUACAGUGGGAUCCAUUCGGCGAAAAUGCGGUGAGUACACGCUGGUUUGGGGAAGUGUGGGUGUGUCUUGCCAUAAUCCUUUGUAGCCAUCAUUUUUAUUCAUGUGGCAUCGCCCACGAAAAAGCCUCUUCAAUAAAUGGCGCCCAACAAAAACGAACCGCUUAAGUUUUGUUCGGGAAAAUAAAAUAUCAUUUGUAUUUGUGAUGAUAUUAGUAUGUUUUUGAUUGUAACAGUAAUUUAGUUAAACCUACUGUUAUGUUAUUAUUAUUAUCGCUCAAUUUUUGUAUCGUAUCGUAAUUUUGUAAUCUGUAAGUCCACAUUUGUCUGGUUUUUUGAUCCUAAUAAACCUAAUAAAGAAUGAUGAAUAAACAAAUUGAUUUGUAUCAUCUUAAUGAUGAGGAGAUGGAAUAUGAAUUGGCCUUGCGCCAUGUUUCAAAUCUAGCCCCAUGCUCUAGAAGAGCUAGGGUUGUCAAGUUAAAAGCUCUUGUCCAAGAGGACACCCUUAGAGACACCAUCUAUGUUAAUUCAGAACACGUAAUGUCGCCGGAGUUGAACAUCGAGGUCUGCCAGAGGGCAGUGGUAGAAUUGAGAAAUCAUGUUGAUUUAGCCACGCAGAAUAGAAAUGCCGAUCAAAUGGCUUGCGCGAAAUCGAGAUUGCUUCAUUACCGGCAAAGAUUAUCACUGAUUCCUGUGGUCGCGAGUUUAGAGGAAACGCGUAGGGUCGUGUGCGAGCUUGUAGAGACGCUGCUAGCUCAGAUAGAGUGCGUGAACAGUGCAGUCAAUAUGGUGUUAAGUGAAACAGAAAACACUAGCCUUUCAACUAGUGUCCCAACCAUCCAGGCAGAGAACAGUAGCAGUAGGGAUGCCUGCGAUGCGUUGACGAUUCCACCGAGGCCACAAGCAGUCGGAAAUGAUGAAGGAGCACGAGCACGGAUGCAAGAAGCGGAUGUCGAGCCGUCUUCUCUUCCAUUCCAAGAAGGCAGACAAGGACAGAGGGACUUGGAGGAAGUAAUCAUCCGGAGGUCGGGUAGUUCGGUUGGUCUGGCUGCUGUGAACGUUCUGGACGAACUGCGGUUCGACAUUCAACAACGACAAAGGAGGCAGCAGCAGUUGAACGACAGCUUUACAAACCGGAGUGGUAGCAACUACGACAGGCGGAUGCAGAAGGCGAUUCACAAUUGGCCUUUCAAGUUCCGAGGCGAAAAGGACACCACGUCCCUCAACAUUUUCUUGGACCGGGUGGAGACGUUUGCCAGAUCAGAGGGAAUCGACGAUCAGACACUUCUGGCUUCUAUCAAGCACCUGUUGCUUGAAGACGCCCUCGACUGGUACUCCAGAGCACUUGCCCAACGUCGUCUGUAUUCCUGGCAAGCAUUCAAGCAAGAAAUUCGACGGGAGUUUCUGCCAAGCGGGUAUGCGCAGAUCCUGAGGCUGGAAGCCAGCUUCCGUUUUCAAGGGGCCAACGAAACGUUCGAUAAGUUCUUCCGUGACAUCUCUACACUAUUCCGCUUCAUCGAUCCACCACUUACGGAAGAGGAGAAGUUGUUCAUAGUCAAGAAAAAUAUGAAUAUGGACUAUGCAACAAUAGUAACAGCCGCUCAGCCAAAGACAUUGAUGGACCUGGUCAACGUCUGCAGCAACUUCGACGAAACAAGGCUAUUGCUGAACCAGCAGCGCAGAAUUCCAAUUCCGCACAACCACUUACUAGAACCGAACUUCGCAACACCAGCAACAACAAGUCGGUCUCAGCAACACCAGCAGCAGCGUUUCGGGAGAUUGCAAGCAGUGGAGGCGGACGAGCAGUUGUACGGAGCCACAUCAUACUCAGCACCAUCGCAUCGGCUUCCAAUACAACAGCCACGCUUCAACAGAGUACAUGCGGUGGAGAACGAGGCCCAGCAAGGUGCGGCUUCAACGUCAGCUAUCCAAACUGAAGCAGAUCUAGUGGAUCCAGAAGAAGCAAACGGUUUGCAAGGGGACUUCAACCAGCUGUACGAGCAAGUUUGUGCCAUGAAGCUUCAACUGGAGCGCAGAUGGAAUCGUUUCAAUACAGGACUACAGCAGCAACACUCUCAACAACGACCGGAACAGCGUCAGCAACCGCCUACAAUUUCGGCAGCUCAGAACAAUUUGGUGAAUCGGCAAGGCAGUCAAGCGGAGAACUAUCGAAUACAACAUCCGUUGCAACAGCAAGCUAAAUGGGCGCCGCGGCAGCAGCUUCAACAGCAGCAGCAGCUUCAACAACAGCAGCCUCAACGGCAAUUCCAACAGCACUAUCAACCACAGCUCCAGAACCAGCAGCUUCAGCAAGCAGGCAGCAACAUGUACGAUCUAGAUCCUGUUCAGCAUACAGCGUACCGCCCAGCGCUUUGCUGGAACUGUGAUGAGGAGGGGCAUAGGUUUCCGGAUUGCACGAAGGCACAGGCAAUUCUCUUUUGCUACAGAUGCGGUCGAAAAGGUUACACGUUACGCAGCUGUCUUGUUUGUAACAGCGAAGCGGAAAACGCCGCAGCGAGGAGGUGGUAGAUGGAGGGCCA